Acipenser ruthenus (sterlet) is the source of this 1102-nucleotide messenger RNA. Its product is annotated as nephronectin. Bases 92 to 982 code for a protein of 296 amino acids. Gene Ontology annotation, molecular function: calcium ion binding. The record is from RefSeq and is a predicted model, not a curated record. Lineage: Eukaryota; Metazoa; Chordata; Actinopteri; Acipenseriformes; Acipenseridae. The transcript is spliced from 7 exons.
CACUACAUUCUGUUUAUUGUUAAAGUGAAGUGGGAUGAGUUAGAAUAAAUCCAUUGCUGUGUGGACCUCUGUGGACUGUGGCUCAAAAGCCAUGUUGCCUCGAGGGCUCGGCUUGCUUUCUCUUUUCCCACUAUUACUGCUGAUGCCGUUGCUUGUUGCUGAUGAUAGCAGGAAAAGGUUAUCAAAAACUGUGUCCAGGCUGCAGAGUAAACAGCCCUCAGUUGCAGUGUGUACUUAUGGGCAGUUUGUUUCCUGUUGUUACGGCUGGAAGAAUUUUAAUGGAGUCUGUCAGCCACAGUGCAACAAAUCUUGCAAAAACGGAAUCUGCAUUGGCCCCAACAAGUGCUCCUGCUAUAAAGGAUUUCAAGGAAAAUACUGUGAGGCAGAUGUAAAUGAAUGUGGACUUCUUCCCAGACUCUGCUCCCAUAGCUGCAUGAAUACACAGGGAAGCUACCGCUGUUACUGCGAGAGUGGCUUUCAGUUAAACGCAGAUGGAGAAACCUGUUCCAAAACAUCUCUUUGUUCGAAUUCUCACUGUCAGUUUGGCUGCCAGGACCUGGAGGAAGGGGGAAUGCGGUGUGUGUGUCCCUCUGGUCUGCGGCUGGCCCUGGAUAACAGGACAUGUGAAGAUAUAGAUGAAUGCCAGCACGGAGCGGAUAUCUGCCCGUCCAGCAGGUCCUGCAGAAACACUUUCGGGAGUUAUCUAUGUGUCUGCAGGGAAGGCUUUGUGAUCGGAAUGCUACAGGGGAAAAUGAAGUGCAGAGAUAAAGACGAAUGUCUUUUGGGAACUCACCGUUGCAGUCAACAUGGCCACUGCAUCAACACUCUCGGGUCAUACAUGUGUAAAUGCCAAGAGCAGUUUUCUGGAGACGGAUUCACUUGUCAGAAGCAGAAAAUAAAUCAGUCACUAAGGUCCUCAUAUUACCGAUAUAAGCUGUCCAAAAGAAAAAUCUCAACAAAAGAUUUUAGCUCUGAAAAUUAGGUACAGUACUGUAUUUAAGAAGCAAAAGCUAGUCUAAUCUUUUCUAUUAUUUCAGUAACAUUCUGCAAAUUGAAAUAAUGUAUGAAAUAAAACAAGGAUGUUUUUUUUUUUGUACAUGAA